Molecule: messenger RNA, 3958 nt
Organism: Argiope bruennichi
Lineage: Eukaryota; Metazoa; Arthropoda; Arachnida; Araneae; Araneidae
Product: transmembrane protein 135-like
Exons: 14
Coding region: 621-2039 (472 amino acids)
Source: RefSeq, a predicted model, not a curated record
UUCCGAAAAUGAAGUAUUUCUCUAGUUUACCCUACUACCUUUCUCCAAUUCAUUGCAAUGAACUCGUUUUGAUAAUUAUCAUAUAGGUCCAAAUGGAUGUGUUAGUUUACAAAGAUCGCCAAAUAAGAUUCACGGAGAUUUGACACGGAAAGAUUCAUCAAAACCAAUAUUUCCUGCCGUAUUCUUCUUCAUUUACACCAGAAAGAAAGAAAAUAUAAGGUUGUUUUUAAAUAUUUUUCUCGGGAAGAAUCUCAGCCAUUCCGGACCGAACCAAACCAAAGAAAAGUUGAGCUGACAUCUUUGAAACUGAUUGUCCUAUCCUGAGAGCGGUUUUAUAAACAGUUUACUUUUAGCCUUCGGCAACAUAUAUCGCCAAGUUUAAUCGACUGCUGUCGUCAAGGCAACGGCCUGGAAAUUUUUUGUUUUCUUUGUUAUUUAUUCGACUAUCAUGUUUGCAUUUGAGUUUUAGAUGAUACAUUCGGAAUUUUCGCUACCUUUUAUUUACAUUUCCUCUUGACAGCGUUAUCUGUGAUUUAUUUUAAUGAACAAGUAUUGAACGAAUGCAGUACAUUCGUGUGAAAGUAUAUGUAAGAUAAGAAUUAAUACUCAUUUCCGGUAUAAUGGCUGUUCUGAGUAAAUUAAGAGAAUUAUCAUUGCCUUAUAAUUGUUAUGAAGUUGGUCAUACAUGGGAUCCAGAAUGUUAUACAGCAGCUCUUUCUGUUGGUGCUUGUUGUUUACUCGAAGGAAUGAAAAUAUAUGCUCCCUUGUAUUUGGUAACACAAAUUCUACAGAGAAAAUUUUCUUUGAAAGCCUUUAUAAACACUUUACAAAGUACAUAUACAUCAUCUUGUUUUCUGGGAGUCAAUGGGUUUGCCUUCAUAUUUAUAUUCUGCUUAUUCAGAAAAGCUAUGGGAAAAUUUUACUACUUGCACUGUUCCUAUUUUCCAGCAUUUGUUGCUAGUUUUCUUGCUAUAUUAGUUGAAAGAAAAAACAGAAGAGGUCCUUUAGCUCUUUAUGUAACUAAUGUGGCAACAGAAACAAUGUUUCGAAUGGCUGCUGCAAGAGGCAUUGUAAAACCUUUUCCUAAUGGAGAAAUCUUACUAUUUAGCACAACGAUGGCCCUUUAUCUUUACAUUGUAAAAAGACAUGGAUUUACUAAAGACUUUGUCAGUGCUGCAUUUAGGUUUAUAUUUGGAAAAGAUGAAGCCAAACCACGAGUCAAAGCUAUUGAAUCUUAUUCCACAGAACAAGGUAUCGAAAGAAAGCCCAUAUCAACUGUGGAAUUUCCUCUAAAUGAUAUAAUGCCAAACAUUAAUACUCUUCUUGAUGAAGCUGGAAGCACAUUUUUUCAAAGAAUUUGGACCACAACGAAGCAUACCUCAUGUUCUCAUACUUCUAGUUGUACUCAAUACUGCUUGCAGGGCUUCUUACGGCCUUUUCUAAUAGGAUAUCUAGCUUUCUCAGGGAUUCGUUGUUUUUCAAUGAGCAAAAGACUGCUGCACAAUCCUUCAUUUUUAUUACGUUUGCUGACUGAAAAGAAGACGUUAAAUCUUGGAUUAUUUCUAGGUGGUUUUGGAGGAACUUUUAGGUUUAUUAAUUGCUUAUUAAGAUGGGUGUUCCAAGAGGAUAGACCUAUAUAUGCUAUUCCAGCUGCAUUUUUGGGUGGUCUCUUUAUGAAGUUCUUCCCAAGUUCGACACUAUCACUCUACCUCAUGUGGAAAUUAAUAGAGAACGGGUAUUUAUUAGGCAUAGAAGAAGGUGUACUACCUAAAAUAAGAGGAUCUAUGUUAAUGCUUUAUGCAGUUUCUACAGCCUUCUUGUUUUAUGCGGCUGUUCUGGAGCCUCACAAUUUAAAGCCAGCUUAUUUGAAAUUCCUUACUAGGCUAACUCAUAACAAAAUUGGAGAAAUCAAUCGCCAUGUUUUGGAUAUUUUUGGUACUCAUGCUUCUAGAAUAUAUUCAGAUUUCUGGCCAGAACUCGAUUUAAAGCACACUAGCCGAGUGUUUCAAGAAAGUGUGUUGCUAUGGUUGAUUCAUUAAUAGAGAACCAUUCUAUUUAAAAGAAAGCUAUUUAUUUUGUUUAAGAACAGAGACUAUUGCUGUGCCUUUGUAAUAUCACUUACUGAAUUUUGGUACUGUACAAAGCUCUUAUAGUAUUUUAUUAAGAAGUAUUUUAUAUGUAAUUUAUGAAUAUGGGAAAAUCAUUAUUUGUAUAUUAGUACGUGGGUCAUUUUUUGAAUGGCAUGGAAUAUUUAACAUUAUUUUCUGUUACUUUCUUAAAAUGUUUAUCAUAAACUUGUUAAAUGAGAGAGCACUGAUAUAUAAAAUAUAUUGUGGUUAGCUAAUCGAAACCACAUAUUUAUGCUGGUAAUUUAAUAAAAAGAUAUUUUUUAAAUGAUUAAUAUUGAAUAUCUUGUUCUUCUUAAAACAGUGUGUAACAUCACGUCACUUUUUUAAUACUGAUACGUAGUUGUAGGAAACUCAAUGUGAAGCAUCAAUAAUCAGUUAAAAUACUCUUGAAUUAAUUAUAAAUGUCAGCAAUAAUUUUAUAAAAAAUGUUUUGUUAUUUUUGUAUGAUUUUUUUUUUUUUUGUGCGUGUUUCAUUUUUUCAUUUAUCAGUGUCUUAUAUUGUUUUUACUGUGUCCAAAAAAUUUUAAUUUUCUCAUUUUUCCAACUCAUUUUCUUUUUAAAUGGUCAGCUAGUAAUUUAUUUGCAUUAAUUACUCAUUCUUUCCAUUGUUUUUUGUUUGGUUCUGUACAUUCCAAUGACACAUUUAAUGGAACUUAAUUACUCAAUUGGGAAAUAACUCCAAAUUAUAAAUUUUGAGAUACAGCUGUAUUUUAAGAUUACUUCAAAAAUAUUUAUGUACAUGCAUUCAAAAUAAAUUAUUAUACAAUAAGCGGCUUAUUAUAUAAUAGAUUGGAGUUUUGUUCAUUCCUAAUAAUAGAUUACAUAUAUUUAGAUAUAGUUUGCAAUGGUAAACUUAGAAUCCAUAAACUAAUAGUUGUUUCCCAAUUGUGUAACUAAAUUCAAGUAUCAAUGCAAUGAAUAUAAUUGUGUUAGAUUUAAAGCAAUAUUAUAAAAUAAUUUUUUUUUAGGUAGACUUUUAAAAAAGCAUUGUUAAAUAAUGUUAUGUUUAUUUCAAUUUUCAAGUUCUAAAUGCGCAACUAUUAUUUUUAUGUGAUAAAUUUUUUUUCAUAGAACUAUUAUUCAUAUUUUUUAAAUUAAAUUAGGAUUGAUUUGCUGAAAAAAAAAUUUAUACCUAGAAAUCAAAAAUUAUUUUAGGUUAUAUAAUGAUUAGAUUAGAUUAUUUUGUGGUGGAAAUUUCAAAAUGUGUAGCUAAUACAGCAUUAAGUAUGAAAAAAAAAAAAAAAAAAAAAAAAAACCUGUUAUUGUUUUAGCAAUAUUUUUUUUAAAUUUUAUUUUAGGAGUGUAUGAGCUAUAGGACAAGAGAUAUAGUGCUUCAUAUUUAUUAUAUUAGUUUUUCAGUUUUCCUUCUAUAAAUAAUGUUAAUGCAUACCAUUUUAUUUUGAAAAAAAUUACAAAGAAUUUUCAUUGUAAUCAAUAAAUAUAUUUACUUUCACAGGUUUUAUGAAUUGAGACUAAUUACUUUAACAAUGAAUUAUUUUAUCACCUUAAAAGAUAUGGUUAAAUUUGUUCCUGAGAUUAUAUAAUUGCUUGAUAUUAUGUUUGUGUUAUGUUAUUUUUUCCUUUUAUUGUUUGUACUUAAUAUCUUUUUUUCCAAUGUUGUCCAAUUUGUUUGAAGUUUGUCUCUAGUAUACUUUAAGGAAGUGGUAUCCAGUUUUUGUACAAGGAUAAAAAAAAUUAUUCAUUGUAUUUAGCUGUGAUAAUAUUAAAAUAUGUUUCCUGUUCAUAUAUUUUUAUAAAUGGAACCAUCAUAAAUUGAUUCCAAGUUUUUAUUUUUACUUAAAAAAAUGCAAUAAAGUAUUAUUAUUUAA